UUAAAGGGAAAAUUGCUGCAUGACCUAAUGGAGUACAGGAACAUGGCAAUAGGAAUAGGACUCUCAUUUCAGAGUAUAUUUGGUAUUCUGGGAAAUUUCUCUCUUCUUUUCUACUAUCUAACUCUUUACUACAAUGAACACACAAUAAAGAUCAUAGACAUGAUUCUUAUACAUGUGUUCACAUCUAACUCUUUGAUCAUUAUCUCCAAAGGACUCCCCCAGAUAAUGGGGGCUUUUGGGUGGAACCAGUUAUUCAAUGAUGUUGGGUGCAAACUUAUUUUAUAUGUUCAAAGACUUGGCAGGAACAUGUCUAUCAUCACCACUUGUCUCUUGAGUGUCUUCCAGGCAAUCACCAUCAGCCCCACGAAUUCCCACUGGAAGAAAUUUAAAGUCAAAUCAACAAAGUUUAUAGGCUUGUCCAUUUCUCUCUUCUGGAUCUUGUUUAUGCUAGUAAAUAUGCUUUUCCCUGUGUAUACAUCUACCAAGAUGAAUAGUAAAAACAAGACCCAAAAGAGAGAUUCUGAAUUCUGCCAUUCUCUAGGCCGUGACAGAAUAGUAGACUUACUGUAUACCGCAUUUUGUGUGUUUCCUGAACUUGUGUUUUCUCUGCUUAUUGUAUGUUCUAGCACCUUCAUGAUUAUAAUACUUUAUGUACACAAAAAGAGGGUGCAACACAUCCUCUAUGCUCACCCUUCUCCAAGAAGCUCCCCUGAAAAUAGAGCCACACAGACCAUCUUGAUUCUUGUUUGCACCUUUCUAGCAUUUUAUACUCUUUCUUCAAUUUUACAAGGCUAUAUUGCUCUUUCACAUGAUCCCAGUUGGUGGGUAAUGAAUACUACAGCCAUCAUUUCUAUGUGUUUUCCUACUUUAGGCCCAUUUGUGAUGAGUCGCGAUUUCACUGUUUCCAAAUUCUGCAGUACUUGGAUAAGAAAUAUAGAAAAAUCAUGA
Rattus rattus (black rat) is the source of this 948-nucleotide messenger RNA. RefSeq names its product vomeronasal type-1 receptor 4-like. The record is from RefSeq and is a predicted model, not a curated record. The coding region runs from base 28 to 948 and encodes 306 amino acids. Gene Ontology annotation, cellular component: membrane. Lineage: Eukaryota; Metazoa; Chordata; Mammalia; Rodentia; Muridae. Gene Ontology annotation, molecular function: pheromone receptor activity. The transcript has a single exon. Gene Ontology annotation, biological process: G protein-coupled receptor signaling pathway.